Cololabis saira (Pacific saury) is the source of this 896-nucleotide messenger RNA. RefSeq names its product zinc finger, CCHC domain containing 10 (gene zcchc10). Gene Ontology annotation, molecular function: zinc ion binding; nucleic acid binding. The record is from RefSeq and is a predicted model, not a curated record. Lineage: Eukaryota; Metazoa; Chordata; Actinopteri; Beloniformes; Belonidae. The transcript is spliced from 4 exons. Bases 9 to 497 code for a protein of 162 amino acids.
CCCGCAACAUGGCGACUCCCAUGCACAGAAUAAUAGCCAGGAGGCAGGCGGAGGCAAAUAAACAACAUGUGCGUUGCCAGAAAUGUUUGGAGAUGGGACACUGGACCUACGAGUGCACAGGGAAAAGGAAAUAUGUGCACAGACCAUCAAGAACAUGUGAGAUGAAAAAGAAGUUGAAGGAGAAUGAAAACAAACCCCUCAGCAUCACUGGAUCAGGAAGAGAAGGUUCCAGUGAGAAGAAGCCUAAAAAGAAGGCCAAAGACUCGAGCGGCAGCAGCGGGGAUUCAGACAACUCUGGCAGCGACUCCUCUUCAGACAGCAGCGACUCCUCCAGCUCCUCUUCAGACGACAGCGACGGCAGCAGCGACAGUGACGAUAACAGCUCUUCAACAUCUUCCUCGUCCUCCUCCUCCUCUUCGUCCUCCGACAGCUCAGACUCAGGAAGCAGCAGCGAUUCAGAUCAAGGACCCCCAAAGAAGAAGAAAAAGAAGAAAUGAAAAUGCUGUUUCACUAUUUUUUUCUGUUUUUUUCCCCCUUUUUUCUUUUCUCAGUCUAGGUAGUUGGAACUGAAUAGAUUACACAGUUGUUCAGAUUUGCUGGUAACGGACUAAAAUAAAAGACUAUUUUUGAGCUGUGUCAUGUUCUGUUUUUAAAAUGUUUUUCCUCUGCUUUUACAGGGACGUUUUGUCAAGUUUGAAUUUUUAUUAACGAAAUUAACUUUAAAUAUGCAAGGAAAAGAAUGGGUUUGUUCAACUUAAAUCUUGUGAUUUUUUGUACUGAAGUUUAUUUUUAGUUAAACUUCCUCUCUAGAUCUCAAAAUCUCUAUGAAGCAUUACGGAAUACAUUACAAUGUUAAUAGUGUGUGCUAUGCCAUUACAUUUUCUUAAUAAAAUGUU